Linum trigynum is the source of this 1709-nucleotide messenger RNA. The record is from the annotation of a GenBank genome assembly. NCBI's taxonomy places the organism in Eukaryota, Viridiplantae, Streptophyta, Magnoliopsida, Malpighiales, Linaceae.
CUUUGUUGCCAUCCAUCAUGCUAAUCAUUAAUUAGACCUUAACCUAACCCUGUUCAAGUGUUGCUCAUGCAACAAAACUCCAACGUAGACAGGCAUGCAAAAGAAUCUUUUGGUAAGCCUUUUGUCGGACAAAAGCCACAUUUUCAUCACCACUAGAUUCUCCAUUCAUUCCUUCCCUCCCUCUUUACCCCACUUUGUUGUUUUCCUCUUCUUCUAAGGCCAUACAUACGUGGAGAAGAAUGCGCGCCAAAUUAGGGUUGCGAAAAGAAAGAAAAGAAAAGAAAAGAAAAGAAAAGAAAAGAAAAUGGAGGAUAUAAUAAACUGGCAGUGGGGGCUUGGUUCUUCUUUGUGCUUUUCUAGCCUGGUUUUCUCCACUCAUGUCUUCUCUCUUUCCAUGUAAGCAGCAGAUGACAGAUUGCCAAAGUGUGUUUCGCCGUUUCUUCAUUAGGUGAACACCAGAUGACAGAUUGCUAAAGCCCUGUGUUUUCAAGCUAGCCAGGUUGAGAUAAAUUCUGAGCAGUUAAAUUCUAACCAUGCGUAAAGAGGAGUAAUUCAACGGUAAAAAAGUAGGGGGACGAGUUAUGGUGACAACCCUUUAAGGGGUUGUGGGUUUGACAACCCACUUUAUAGCCAUUAGAUGUAUUAUCUCUCUUGUCUCUCUCCUGUUAUUUUUAAAUUGAAGGUUGAGAUGAAAUGAAUGGUGUUUUUGAGAUGAAAAAACUUACCACACCCAAUCAUUUUCCUCCCAUAUAAAAUAAUAAAACCCUAAUCUAAUUCAUGCCAACUUCACAGCCGUUCACCACCUCAUGCUUCCCUUCCUCCCUUUCUUCCGCGGACGUUGUUGCCGCCGCCGCAUCUCCCUCUUCCUCUCCCAUGCCCACCGCCACCCCUGACCUCCGCCGCGUCGGCUGUCCUCACCGUCCUGCCGCACCUGCUGUCCCCGCCAUCAUGAUCGAGAUCUACGCCGCCGCCUGGCUCCGCGACGUCAAGAUCGGCUCCGUCCGCGUUCUCAUUAGCAACCUCUUCCCCUCCUCCGGCAAUGGCAACAACAACCACAACAAUGCCAAGAUGCGGUUCGUCGCGCUCCAGAUCCGCCGCCCCUCCGGUCGGCCGCAAGGGAUCCUCAACAUGGGUGUGCAGCUCCUCGACAACACCAUGCGCUCCAUGCCGCUCUACACCGAGCUCUCUACCUCCGGCGUCGGCUUCAACGACCUCCUCGACGCCAAGGCCACCGCCGGGGGUGCGAAGAAUCUCGAGGAGAAGACCGCCAAGCUUCGCCGCACCAAGAGCGACCGCACCGACCUCACCUCAGCAGACAACGACACCCACGUCACCCGUAGUGCUAUUGGUAUGCUACCACUACUCACUGAUACGUACCAGUGGCUCCCCUAUCAUCUGGUACCACUAUCAUCUGGUACCACUAUCAUCUGAUACCACUAUCAUCUGUUUUUUUUGUGUUAUUCUCUACUGGUACCGUUACUAAUGCUAGUGGUAGCGCUACCAGUGCUAGUGGUACGAUACAAUAUGGUAGUGGUAGCGCUAUACUGGUAGCGUACCACUAGUACUGGUACAUUGUUUAACGCACUGGUAGCGUACCACUAGUACUGGUACAUUGUUUAACGCACUGGUAGCGUACCACUAGUACUGGUACAUUUUUUAACGCACUGGUAUAUUAAUUACCAGUAGACUAAUGAAUUGGUACACUUUUU